CGUGUGGCAGGGAUGGAUUUGUACUGAGAUCUGGUUGCGGUGUUGUGUCGCAUUUUAUAGCAGUAAAUGGCACGGCGUUGAUAAUAGAACCCGGUGCUCACUCAGAAACAAAUUCCGGGUUGGUAUGCAGUGGACAAUUGGCGACCCUUAGCCUGGACAGUGCUGCUUUGAUGGGCGCCCAUCGUGCAUACCACAUUGCCAUAGGCGGCUGCGGGGCUGAACCAUGCUGCCCAGCGUGAAGUAUGGUCAAAUGAAGGUGCUGUAUAUAAGUCUCGUCAACUGGAGAUCCCCGUGGUGGUCGGCACUGUUGAUGGUUCACAUCUGCUCAGUGUUUAUGGAAACACCUGAUCUUGUUGUCUUCAUCCACAAACCGCAUCACGCGGGUGGACAAAACCGGCGCCCGCCGUCACAAACAGCCAGCUGCAGUCGUAACACCGCGCGCACCACCACCGCCGCCACACCACCACUGCCCCGAGCUGCAAGGAGAUCCAGGAGAACGGCCAGGGCGAGGCUGCCGUCAACCCCGCAUCGCCGCCUUUUCAUCGCAGAGGGCCACAGCAGUGUUCCAGACGUUCUGUGCAGGGGAUACGCGUCGGCAAGCAGCAAAGAUUUACCGCAAUGAUCCCAAUGCGCGGCCGCACAGACAGCAUCAUCAACAUGACAUCGCGACCCAACAUGAAUGCGCUUUGCAGACCGAAGGACAAUGAGCUGCUGGAGGCGGCUCGGCACAACGACGUGAAAGCCAUCGAGAGGCUGCUGGUCACCGAGAAGGUGAACCCCUUGGCCAGAGGGGAGCUGGGAGAGACCGCCCUGCACAUGGCGCUCCUCUGCGACAGCCAGGAUGCGGCGAUGAUGCUCAUCCACAGGAUUCCACCACUGCUGAACCAGCCCAUCACCUCUGACAUGUACCAAGGCCAGACGGCGCUGCACAUCGCCGUGAUGAACCAGGACGUGCAGAUGGUGCGCGAGCUCCUCUCCUGUGGCGCCGACCUCCACUCCCCGCGAGCCACGGGCUCCUGCUUCACGUCGGCUGACGGCAGCAGCUGCUACUACGGAGAGUUCGUGCUGUCGUUCGCCGUGUGCACGGGCAACGGGGAGAUCGUGAGACUCCUCGUCAAGAACGGCGCCACCUUAAAAGCGCAAGACUCGUUGGGGAACUCGGUGCUGCACGUGCUGGUGCAGCACCACGAUGCCGAGAUGGUGCGCUCCAUGUACGACCUGCUCUCCGAGCUGGUGCAGCCCGACGAGUGGUGCCAGAUCGAAAGCCUCGCCAACUCCGAGGGCUACACGCCGCUCAAGCUCGCCGUAGCGCUGGGCGACGACGCGAUGUUCAGCUACCUGGUGGAGAGAAGGAAAAAGGUGUACUGGACCAUGGGUACCAUCUCCUAUACCGUGUACGACCUGCGCGAGAUCGACACAUGGGGAGACCAGCGCUCAGUCCUCGACAUAAUCACCUCCAGCUCUAAGAAGAAGGUGCAGAGCAUGAUUGACCUGCGGCCCGUGAAGGACCUGCUCAACCACAAGUGGAACUCCUUUGGCUUCAACUACUUCCUCAUCUGGAUGUUCUCCUACAUGUUCUAUGUCAUGGUGUUCACCAUCUGCUGCCUCUACCGACCCUUGAAGCUCAUCCCGCCAGAGUUGUCCGACAACAUCACCAUCAUGGCCCUCAAGGAGAUGCACGAGGCCUACUCCACCAAGGAGGACUUCGUGCGCCUGCUCGGGGAGAUCAUAACAGUGAUGGGGGCGGCCGUCAUCCUCUACCUGGAGGUGCCGUACAUCAUUAAAAUCGGGCCCAAGAAUUACUGCAAAAACACAGUGAUCGGAGGACCCUUCCCAGUGCUCAUGGUCUGCUACUCAUGCCUGAUCGCCAUCAUUGUGGUGCUGCGGGUGAUGAGUCACGAAGGGGAAUCGAUCGCCAUGUCCCUGGCGCUCGUACUCGGCUGGUGCAACACGCUGUACUUCGCCCGUGGCUUCGAGCUGCUGGGCCCCUUCUCUAUCAUGAUCCAGAAGAUUAUAUUCGGCGACCUCAUGCGCUGGUGCUGCCUGCUGGUGAUCUGCGUGUUCGGCUUCACCGCCGGCUUCUACGUCGUCUUCCAGACGCUCGACUCCAGGGUCUACCCCAAUUUCCAGAACUUCGCCGUGACCUUCUUCACGGCCAUCGAGCUCAUGAUGGGACUCAUCGAGUUGCCUGUGCCCUACGACCGGCACACGCCCUACAUCAUCUACGUCAUCUUCAUUUUCUACAUGAUCUUCGCAUACCUGCUCAUGUUGAACCUCCUCAUCGCCACCAUGGACGACACCUUCUGGCGAGUGGCUCACGAGCGCAUGGAGACCUGGAAGAUCCAGAUUGCGGCGAGCACGCUGCUGUUGGAACGCCGCAUACCCAGGUCCCUGCGCCACCGCUCCGGCGUGCCGGGGAAUUUGCUCGGCUACAACAAAAACAUCUGGUACCUCGGGGUCGAGGAGAUCAAGGAUAAGAAGGCGUCCGCUGGACAGGAGGCCAACUGGCGCAGGAAGAACAAUGGCGGCGGCAUGGACAACAAAGAUGGGCCCAGCCACUGGGGGGAGGAUGCCUUCAAAGAGAUGGACUCCGACCUUAAAAUGGUGGUGUGUCGCUGGGACACCGUCCGACAGAACCUGGCCAAGAUCAUCGUCAUGAGUCGUCAGGACGAGACGGUGUUCUGAGCUCGGAGGCGCAUUCGAGGGGUGUCCCACCGCAUGUCACGGGAUAGUCACUAAGUAGAUGCGCUUCUGCGGCUUAUAAGGAACGCUCUUCCAUGCGCUAUUAGGAAGCUACUGGGAACUAUGCACUUUUCAAUUAUCUAGCUUGAAAACUAAUUUCUUUAGAAAUGCUUUUUGUGUUUUGUUUGUUGUCCUUCCCCCGCACCUCCGAUUAACAUAGUUGGCUACGUACAGUGCGAAAGAAGUUCAGCGUACAUACAUAAGCAGCUUUGUUUACGCUCAACGGGCAUCGGUUUUCACGUAGGAAUGCUGAUGAUAUUCACCCAUCCUCGCCCGUAGAAUCACGCGGCACGUGCACAAUCACUCGAGGUUUGUCUCGUUUAACCGGGGCCUGAACUCGAGGGAGGAGGAUCGUCUCGUUUGCAAGAGGCCCCCGGGUCACCCAAAUGGCAAAAGCAAUAGGAGAUAAAGUACAAUGAGGCAAAUAGGAAUUUGAGCAAUAACAGAAUAGAUUUGAAAAAAAUACGCAAAUAUUUACAGAGAUCCAAAACGUCACUCGGUUUCAAACGGAAGUGUGAGCAACGUAGAUCGGGGCAGGGAGCGGUGGCGCUGUGGCGAGCGCCCUCCACCGUGAACCCAUCCUCAGCUAUGACUAAUAUUGGUGGCAAGUAAGGGCCCAGCCAGUCCUGGGCCUCCGCUUCACCGUCCUGCGAUAACCAGCUUGGCAAAGUAUAGUCAAAGAACUCCCCAGGGAGGAAACCCUCACCUAGCAGUGGGAGCGGCGGUCAAUGUUACAGUUAAUGCCACUUGCUUUGACGAAAUCACAGCUGUCCCAAGUCGGUGUGGAGGAGUGGCUCCUGACCUCCGCUGGAGCCGUUGAUCGCUGCCAGCCUUGAACAAUUUAUUAAGCGGGCCACCGUGCGACGACACGCGCACGUUGCCACGCGAAAGCCGUCGCCUCCGGUUCCGUGGGGCACUUCCCAACGCUGUGGCGCCGACCACGCGGCGAUCAGAAUGCAGGGUUGGCCUUAGUUGGCGUCCAGUGUGAACUUUGCAUUUGGCCUCCUAGUUUUUUAGUGAAGGAUAAAGGUUUCAGUGAAAGCUCGGUCUGCAGUUUUCACAUUUUUUUAUUGAAUUCAUAGGGCACGAACACAAACGUUAGAGAAACAUUCAAAAGGAGAUGCUCGGUGUCUCUUGGCAUGGCACACUGCCAUUGCCGGAUGUGACGGUGACCCACACGCAGGCGAUUGUCACACGCAGUCAGCGGUGGCAGCAGCAGGCCCUCAGUGCUGGUGAACUCCCAGGUAGAGAGGAGGGCCACACACCCCUCUCCGCACGCUUAUUAAGGCGGCAACAGCGCAAGAAAUUACUCGGCAGCAGCGGCAGCUCCUCAUCCUAUUAAAGAGGCAAUAGAAGACCUGGAUUGGAAUUGACACGAAGAGCCGUUUGUAAAAAAGGGACUUUGUAAAUAUGUCCCACGGUGACAUUCUCUUGUCCUUGUCCGCAACGGAAGGCGCGAUGGUAACACUUGUGCCUCACAGCGACGGGCGCCUGGGUUCGAUUCCCUACUUUGGCGAGCGUUUCCGUGUAAAGUUUGUACAUUCGCACCUAGUUCUGCUUGGCUUUCCCCGGGUUAUCUGAUUUCUCGUACAGUUACAAAAGACGUACAAUGUGCAAUUAAUGGUCUUGGUCAAAUCAUCCCCAAUUAUCAAAAAUUACCUCCAAAUUACUCAAUUGGGAUCACGCAAACAGCAUCAACAUCGCCUCCCUAUUGCGAAAAAAAACUCGGCAGGUGCCUCUUGAAAUAGAGCCUUGAGACUUGGUGAGGCGUCUCUGGGUAAACAAGCAGAAUAAAACAAAUGCAUUCUCACGCGGAGUUUGGGAGAUGUCACGUAAUAAUAUUUGCAUGCAUGGUGCUUUGCAUGCGUUUCACCUUGUCUCAAAUCCCGUCAUGCUUUUGCAAAAUAAAUUGCGGUUCA
Petromyzon marinus (sea lamprey) is the source of this 4661-nucleotide messenger RNA. Its product is annotated as transient receptor potential cation channel subfamily V member 6-like. Gene Ontology annotation, cellular component: plasma membrane. NCBI's taxonomy places the organism in Eukaryota, Metazoa, Chordata, Hyperoartia, Petromyzontiformes, Petromyzontidae. Gene Ontology annotation, biological process: calcium ion import across plasma membrane. The record is from RefSeq and is a predicted model, not a curated record. Gene Ontology annotation, molecular function: calcium channel activity; protein binding.